GGUCAUGGUAUAUAAACACAAGUUCAAGGCAAGUACAGUUUCAGAUAUUUUUCAUUAGUCGAGUUGAUAACAAGUGCCUGCAAAAAGUGGUUCUGUGUGCGGACUAGCAUUUUAGAUUUGAACAGGAUGGUGACAAAUAAAACAAUCGGAUGGACCUCACUUUUUUGCCUCGUUUGUCAUUUUAUUUUGGCACAAACAUAUCCUCAAAUACCAAAUUCUGAAGAGAUUCAACAGCUGCAUCCCACAUACUAUACAAAUCCUCAAAUUAACAGAAAAUUUGCUGAAAAACCAAACGUUAUUAAAAAAGUUGCAUUAGAUGACAUAGACGAUAUACAAACCAAUCAAAUACAAGAUGUUGGGUUUUCUUGGUCAAAUAUGCUGGGAAUGUUAAUGCAGAUGAUGUUUAACGGUGGCAAUAACGCUCCCAUGAAAUCUGAUGACAUAGACAACGGAGGCACUUUUUCACAAUCUCCUUGGGCGAACGUAAUAUCUGUUGGACUUAAAAUAAUCACUGCUCUUCUUGGAGGUGGGACCAACGAUGGCAUCGACAAAGUGGAUAAUGGCAGUUCUCCAAUGCAGAAUGUGCUCGCAGCUGUGUUCACUGCAAUGUUCGGUGCAAAGGAUCCGGACCAAGUAAAUACCAUGGCAAAACAAGCGGGAGAGUUUAUCAACAUAGUCGUCAACCUACUGGAUGCACUAAAAACAUCUUUCUCUCAUCGUUCCCUCUCGGCUAGAAAUUUAGGGAAAAAAGAUUCAUUGAGUGAUGCUGCUAUUGCUGGAAUAACCGUACUAAAAUCCUACGCCAAGUCAUACACAAAUACCAAGGAUAAUUGUCUGCUGAAAUAUAUAUGUGAAGCUAAUAAUGACUGCGUAAACGCUGUAGGAGGAUUGAGUAUUUUCUGUCAACUCGGAAAUUACGUGACGAGCUACAUGAUGGAAAGGCAGACUACCAAAUCCUUUGAAGUUUUAUAUGAAGCUGGAAGAAACGGCCGGAUAGGAUUAGAUUGUCGACAAUUGUAUCUAGAAUGCAAUGAAGUCUAAAACUCGCGUGUUUAAUCAUGCUACAUAUAUUAAAAUGGUGCUUUUGGAAUGAAUGAGAAUGAUAUAAACAAGCUGGUAAUAAAUCAUGCUCUAGAAAACGUUACCCAGUAGAAUCAGGAAAUAUAUAGAAUGCCAGUGUCGCUGCAGUGCAGUAAACAACACACAUUUGCAGAUGUAUACCCGAAAAAAUAGCCCUGACACAAAGAUAAGAAUUAUUGUAAC
This is a messenger RNA of Sabethes cyaneus, 1263 nucleotides long. RefSeq lists its product as uncharacterized. The record is from RefSeq and is a predicted model, not a curated record. The coding region runs from base 127 to 1041 and encodes 304 amino acids. Lineage: Eukaryota; Metazoa; Arthropoda; Insecta; Diptera; Culicidae. The transcript has 5 exons.